Messenger RNA from Echinococcus granulosus, 1884 nucleotides. RefSeq lists its product as hypothetical. The record is from RefSeq and is a predicted model, not a curated record. The coding region runs from base 1 to 1884 and encodes 627 amino acids. Lineage: Eukaryota; Metazoa; Platyhelminthes; Cestoda; Cyclophyllidea; Taeniidae. The transcript has 6 exons.
AUGGCUCAACUAGUCGAUUUCCACCAUCGGGGCCUUCCAGUUACCCCUCUCAUCCUCCUUCCUAGUGGAUGGGUUUACAAUUUAGAGUGGCAGACUCUGUGUCCCACGGAGGAGACGCUGUUCGAUCUCCUUGACAAUCAGUGUUUCAGUGCCGCUCUCCAUUUCGCCAUCAACCAUCCCUCCCCACCGCUCAGUGACUCACUUCGACGGCCUCGCGCUGUCUCGUGGUUCAACUUAGAGGUCAAUCCGGCUCUCAAAAACGAUGUUGUUGCUGUAGUCAUUCCCAUAGUUGGUUGGAAACGAACUGACAUUCUGCAACUUCUAGAAACCUGUGAUAAAAACGCCAACAUGGAGAGCGAUUGGGAUAAUCCAUGCUAUGUGGAAAUACACCAAUGUAUUCAAGGCUGGAGGCUAACGCAAUUGCUAAAUCUUCGUGUUGUUGUGGCCCUUCCAUGGCCCGACUUAAUACCUCAUUUCGGCAAGCAAAAUCCACCCAAAAUUGAAAGUGCCUUUAUGGAUUUAAGAAGCUUUGCUAAAAGAGGAAUCCCUGUAACUGUCCUGCCAAAUAUGUUUGAAGAGGCAACGAGAGAAUUGCUGCUAACUCUGCUAAUCCUGACACUAAAAGGCUACGGCCGAGCAAAGUCAACGUCAGCCCCUGUUCUUCAGCUUCCCAGACGUCCAGCAAAUAUGUCACAAUCAUUGACUCAAAACCGAAAUGCUUUUUCUCCACCCGCUGCACUAUCUACGACAGCUCCACCAACGAGUCUCACCCUCGCAACCCAUCCUACGGAGCGUUAUGGUUUCCGACCUUCCAAUUGGAUAUGCCUAUCAGGGCCUUAUGGAAGUCCUCAGUUGUGCCAGAAAUCGCUCCGGGAGGUUGUUGUAGGAUUUCUGGGUCUGAUAACGGACUCUGCGAGAGAGAUGGCAUUUCUACUUAAAAACGGAUUUGGCAUGAGGGUGAUGUACCAUCAGAGACAUCCGCUAUCGGGCAUCACUGGAAUCGAUUUUGAGCCUAAAAUGCCAACCUUCCUACAAAACAGUGACGUCGUAAUCAUCAUGGACGACUGCAGCGAUCGCCGAGCCUCUCUCUCCAAAGCCCUUAGGUCACGGUCCCCUAUUCGUCAAAAAUCCACCAAACGCUCCAGAUUCAUUCUUCAAGAGGAGGACUUCCGUUACUUCAAACCCACAGGCAUCUUCAUUUCAACCUCUCCUGUUGAAAAUUUUAGUUUCGCCGCUCUUGCUAUGGCUCUGCGUAAUCAGACCCUUUCUGGUGCUGCUUUUACCAUUCCUAUGGAUGGAAGUCUAUCCUCAGACGAGCUGCAACCCCUCCAUCAUAUGAAGAACGUUUUAGCCGUACCGCCACCAUCGACAGCGGGUUUCGGACCCAAAUUAUUGCGUCGUCAACUAGCAGGUCUCGUUCUGCAAACCAUUUCAGAAGGUCUUGGUCUGCCAUUUCUCGGAUCCAUUGAACUUGCACCUCCAAGUGAUUUGGAAAGGAAUUUCAGCCAUUCAGCUUCAAAAAAACCAAAGAGUAAAGGAUUUUCAAGUCUAACAGCUAAAUUUUGGAGCGUUUUCCGCAGUGGACAAAGUGAAAGAGAGCGUAGACAGAAAAGGAAUCAAUCUGUGUCCGAAAAAAGGACAGAUAUGAAGGAGUUGAAUUUUGCCAAUUCCAUAAAGGAGAGAUGUGAGGCCAUGGCAACACAGUCGGGCAGCCCUGAACACUAUCAUCGAACCAAUAAGAAGCGUCGGCAAAAUGACAAGCCUGGACAAGCCAUUAAGGGUGGCGAUGGCAGCGGCAGCGGCAGCGGCGGCAGUAAUGGUGUUUCGGUGACAGUUUUGACAUUCGACGGAGGGGAGAGUAAGACAGAGAAGAGAAAGUGGUAG